Messenger RNA from Limulus polyphemus (Atlantic horseshoe crab), 1816 nucleotides. RefSeq names its product paxillin-like. Lineage: Eukaryota; Metazoa; Arthropoda; Merostomata; Xiphosura; Limulidae. The coding region runs from base 1 to 528 and encodes 175 amino acids. The record is from RefSeq and is a predicted model, not a curated record. The transcript is spliced from 3 exons.
AUGGCUAGUGUAUUAACAUUGACUAUCCUGAAGUGUGUGACAGCUUUGGAUAAAACCUGGCAUCAAGAACAUUUCUUCUGCGCCCAUUGUCGUCGGCCUUUUGGGGAGGACGGAUUUCACGAAAAGGACGAUAAAGCUUAUUGUCGAAAGGACUUUUUUGACAUGUUUGCGCCUAAGUGUGGUGGCUGUAACAAAUCUAUCAAGGAUAAUUAUAUUUCUGCUCUAAACGGCCAAUGGCAUUCGGAAUGUUUCGUGUGCAGAGACUGCGGUCAGUCAUUCAACGGGGGAAGUUUCUAUGACCACGAGGGUCAGCCAUAUUGUGAGACGCACUAUCACGCCAAACGUGGAUCGCUGUGUGCCGGAUGUAACAAGCCGAUCGCAGGCCGCUGUAUCACGGCUAUGUUCCGGAAAUUCCAUCCUGAACACUUCGUGUGCUCAUUUUGCCUGAAACAACUGAACAAGGGCACGUUUAAGGAACAAAAUGAUAAGCCAUAUUGCCAUGCUUGUUUCGGGAAGUUAUACGGUUAACAUUUUUGCCUCGUUUUAUGAAGUGAAACUCUAAAGUGCUUUAUGUCACUUUAUCAAAUUUUCUUUGUUGUUUUUGCUUUUGAAUUGCCACAAACAUAAGUAAUAAUCUUUUAACAAAAUAUCUUUUGAUCAGUUAGGCACGAUAUUACAAAUUACAAAUUUUUAAUUGUAACUAAACGUUAGAAAAUAAUUCUGUAGAAGUGUUGAGAAAGAAUUUUCUAAUUUUUUAGGUUUCUGUUUUUGCAAAGAAACUUAUUCAAGGUAUUCAUGAAGAACAUUAGGCUAACUAUAUAGAUUAGAAUUAAAUUAAUUUAACUUAUAAUGAGAGCAGUACUGUAUAACUAAUUGACUGGAAAUAAUGGCAUAAAUCAAUAAGAAAGUAAAGUAAAAUAUAUAAUAAAUAGAAUGCGGUUGUUUAAUACUUAAUUUCAGCUUAAAUACACACGAGCUCAUUGUGCGCAAAGAAUGCGUCGCUUAUACAUAAUUAAAGUGAUAUUGUUACGUGGUUUUCGUGUUUGAACAUAAUUUACUAAAGCCGUGUAUCUAGUUUCUUACACUGUGGUGUAUUUUGUAUUAAAGUCUAAAGAAUCCCAUGUUUGAUACAAACUUACAUUGGGAGGGAAUAGAAUCCCAUGUUUUUUUAGUUUUUAAUCGUGAACUGCCACAAAAUGAGAAAUAUAUUAGUUCAGUUCUCUGCACGUGCUGACUAAAACAAGCUUGUUUAUGGUAUGUAACUGAUGCCUCGUGUGGUUUGUUGUUCAGUAGAACACGUAGAUUGAUGUGAUGUUUUUACAAAGAAUCGUAAUGGUUCCUUACUAAAAGAUCAAAACUCUGCGUAGUGUAAUAUUACCAUAACCUUACUAAAAAAUCAAAACUCUGCGUAGUGUAAUAUUACCAUAACCUUACUAAAAGAUCAAAACUCUGCGUAGUGUAAUAUUACCAUAACCUUACUAAAAGAUCAAAACUCUGCGUAGUGUAAUAUUACCACAACCUUACUAAAAGAUCCAAACUCUGCGUAGUGUAAUAUUACCAUAACCUUACUAAAAGAUCCAAACUCUGCGUAGUGUAAUAUUACCAUAACCUUACUAAAAGAUCCAAACUCUGCGUAGUGUAAUAUUACCAUAAAACGUCUUAUAUUUUUCACAGUCACUUGCAGUAGUAUUUUUGAAAAUCGUUUUUCAUUAGUACUGGUGUUUGAGGCACAUGUCACAAUUACUCUGUGUGCUACAUUAACGUAACAAACACCAUGAUAUGCACAAUUGUUUUGGCAAGGGCUGAUCUAAAAUAU